AGUUCCUUAGUGAUUUUGUGAAUACGCUGGUGUGCUAAGCUGCUGUAAUCAUGCCGGGAGAAAUAGAUAGCGGAGGAGUAAUCGAUCCGAUUAUUCCGGAGGAACCCCAGUCCGCGCCUAUGAAAACCGUCAUAGGCAUAAUCUAUCCGCCGCCUGAAGUUCGAAACAUUGUCGACAAAACUGCGAGUUUUGUGGCCAGAAUAGGUGUUGAAUUUGAAAACCGUAUCAGGUCACACGAAGCCGGCAAUCCGAAGUUCAACUUCCUCAACGUUGGUGAUCCGUACCACGCAUAUUAUCAGCACAAGAUCAAAGAAGCCCGAGAGGGGAAACCCCAAGAAGAAGCCGCUAUUACUCCUCCGGGAACAGGUCCAGUGGCAGCACAAGGGAAACCUGCUCCUUCAGUUUCAAAAUUGCAGUCGGAUUUCCUGAAACUCCACGUCGAUGCUCCUUUUGUGCCGAAAGACCCACCUGCGGAAUGGGAAUUCGUUUGCGAUCCCCCAUCGAUUUCUGCGAUGGAUUUGGAUCUCGUUAAACUAACUGCGCAGUUCGUGGCUCGCAAUGGAAGAACCUUCCUCACCGGUCUAAUGAAUCGAGAGCAGCGAAAUUUCCAGUUUGAUUUUCUUCGUCCGCAACACUCCCUGUUCCAGUACUUCACGAAAUUACUCGAACAGUACACGAAGGUCUUAAUCCCGCCUAAAGACCUCAAAGAACGUUUGAAUCGCGAUGGCGUGGAAUCCAAACAAGUACUGAAGGAUUCUGCUUAUCGUGCUGAAUGGAUCAAGUACGAAGAACGUCAGCGACGCCGGAUUGAAGAAGAGGAGGAACGCGAAAGAGUUGCUUAUGCUCAGAUCGACUGGCACGAUUUCGUCGUUGUCGAGACCGUGGAUUAUCAACCAUGGGAACAAGGCAGUUUCCCGCCGCCGACUAACCCCGAAGAAGUCGGUUCGCGGUCGUUGCUCCACGAACGCAUCGAAGCCGAAGGCGCCUUCGAAGAUGACGAAGACAACGACGUCGAAAUGCAAAUCGAGUCUGACGAGGAAGACGAACCGUCCAAAAAGUCUAAGAAACAGGCUGCGAAUAAGGCUUCGAAGCAAGACAAGCGUCCGCCACCACCACCGCCGAAAGAACGCCCAGCGCCGCCGCCUUUGCCCCCGACGCCCGAUCAAGUGCUGAUCAAGAAGGACUAUGACCCGAAAGCUGCGUCCAAGAAACCCACUGCCGCCCCGAGUGGCGACCAAUUUUUGAUUUCCCCGUUGACUGGAGAACGAAUCCCGGCGAGUUCCGUGGCUGAGCACAUGAGGAUCGGAUUGCUUGACCCGCGUUGGGUCGAGGAACGAGACCGAAUGCAACAAGAAAAGGCUCAGGAGGAGCACGUUUAUGCUCCCGGAAUCGCGAUUGAGAGUACGUUGAAGAAGUUCGCUGAGCGUCGAACGGAUAUCUUUGGUGUGGGUGAUGAGGAGACGCAGAUUGGUAAGAAGAUUGGCGAAGAAUCGGAGCAGCGCAGGGACGAUAGGGUCAUUUGGGAUGGGCAUUCGGCUAGUAUGGAGUCUGCGACUCGAGCUGCUAGAGCCAACAUCACCUUUGAAGAACAGUUGCAGGAGAUCCACAAGGCCAAGGGCCUCGUUGUGGACACUGAAAAGGAGAAAAUUGGACCGAAAGUUACGCAGGUUUCAAUGCAACAUCAGACGAUUCCUCGUCCGCAGCCGCCGCCUCCUCAGCCGCCACCGGUGAUGAUGGGUCUUCCUCCGACGAUGGUCAUGUUGCCAACGCCGACUAUGGUCAUCCCGCCGCCGGUGUUGGUUCCGCAGCCCGUUGGCAUGAUGCUGGGUGGUGUGAGGGCACCACAGAUGCCACAAGCUCCCAUGCAACAACAACAGAUGCAGCAAGACUAUGAUGAGCCUCCGAAUAAGAGGAUGAAGACUGAGGAGACGCUGAUUCCUGAAGCGCAGUUUAUGGCCAGGUUUAGGGGGCCGGUCAGAUUCGUGGUUCAUUUGCCCAACAUGCCUGACAAAACCGAAUGGCGUCUGGAUGGCAGAAUGGUCCCAAUGACGCUGCCAUUAACUGACACCGUUGCAGUCAUCAAAGCAAAAGUUCAUGACGAAACCGGGAUGCCGCCUGGUAAACAGAAACUUCAUCAAGAUGGUUUGUUCUUCAAAGACUCGAACACGUUGGCGUUUUACAACAUUGGACCGAGUUCGGUGGUUGUUCUGCAGCUGAAGGAAAGAGGAGGACGGAAGAAAUGAACGUUUCUUUGUGUUUUCUUUAUCUUGAAUUUCGAUUUAUUGGCUUCAUCUCUUUUUUUUUUUGAAUCAUGUCACUUUGAUUGGCUGAAAUAAGAAGUUUUGCGUUGCGUC
Notodromas monacha is the source of this 2354-nucleotide messenger RNA. The record is from the annotation of a GenBank genome assembly. NCBI's taxonomy places the organism in Eukaryota, Metazoa, Arthropoda, Ostracoda, Podocopida, Cyprididae.